GAAAAAUUAAAAAAAAAGUGUAAUCGAAAGAAUCAGAAGAAGAAAGAAAGAAAGGCUGUGGCUCUGAGCCGGCGAUAAAUCACUUUUGUCAUCCCUAAAAAUUUCAUGUCCAUCUUGCCUCCUACGCAUAUCCAAGGUCACCAAUCUUCUCCUCCUUCUUCGAAUUCGACGCUAAACCCUAGCUCUGAGCAUGGCAACAACUCUCUUGUCUCUCCUCCUCCUUCCUCUGCAAUUGGAUCCCUCAGCGGCUCCGGAUCUUCUUUCCCCCCUGCUGAUGGUUUCUCAAGUGGCUCUCGCGACCCGAUUGCUGCAGCUGAGGAGGAACAUAGCCGUGGAGCUUCCCAAGAGAUAACGCAAAUUGGAGCAGGGAAGGAAAGUUUAUCCCCACCUAAUGCAGAAAGACAUGACCAUCUUCGAUAUGAUAGUCGAAGAAAUAGGUCGAGAGGGAGAAAUACCCGAGCUGCUACUGCUUCUUCUUCUCAAAUGCAGCACAACACUACCGGACCCUCUCAGAGAGUCGUCUCGCAUCACAAUCCUACUGGUAGACGAGCCAAUACAAUCAGCGGCAACCAUUUACUGAACUUUCAGUAUGAUCCUAUCUCUCCCCCACAGUCUAGGGCCCCUCCUCCACCUCAGAGAAGGCAAAUGCACAAGAGGAGGCCUUAUAACAAGGACUUGUUUCUCCAGGCGAAUUACAAGUUUGUUGUGUUGGACACUGGUGACCAUUCUCCUGACUCCAUGGAUCCUGAUAAGACCCUGCAGUGGGAUAACAUCAUCUGCGUGAGGUACUCCACUCCUUCUCCUGUGCAGUGUCCUAUCUGCUUGGAGUAUCCUCUCUGUCCGCAGAUAACCUCCUGUGGGCAUAUCUUCUGCUUCCCGUGUGUUCUGCAGUAUCUUCUCAUUGGCGAGGAGAAUCACAAGUCGGAGUGCUUUAAGAGGUGUCCUCUGUGCUUUGUGAUGAUAUCUCCUAGAGAGUUGUACACGGUUUAUAUCGAGAACGUGAAGGAGUACUCUGUUGGAGAUCCUAUAGAGUUUAUACUUUUGACUCGGAAGAAGGACUCUUUUGCACCAACUAGGAAGAAUGAGAGUGACUUGGAUGCUCCUGAUCCGUUUUCGAAGUUCACGUUCACGCAAGAUGUUGAUCUCUCUGUCAGACAAGCAGUUUCGGAGUUGGACGGUUGGAUUGCAAGAGCAGAUCCUGGGCUUGUGGAGGACUUGGAGAAGCACCUUUAUGUGAAUGCUGCUUUGGAGCGUUUGGAGGAGAGGAAGUUGUACUGGAAGGAGCAGAGGCUCUCUAACUGCUGCAAAUCAAACACGAAGGCUAGGAAUCAUGUACCUUCAUCCUCCUCGCCUCCUGAUGUUUCUCGAGUUGGUUAUCAAGCGCCUAGCAGCUCCAACGAUCAAGAUAAAUCAACUGAAGAUUCUUCGGUUGGUAAGUCGGAUGAGGAAUCUCAGUCUAGUUUGGAAAAGAGUUGUGAUAAUGGUCACUCUCUUGUAGACAAGGAUGCACUGUUAUUGUCUUCCUCACACAAUGGGAGUAAAAAGCCCCUUUUGCACCAUAAUGACAGCAAAGACCUGAAGGACAACGAUGAUGCAUACAACUUUUACCAGUCCGUUGAUGGGCAGCAUAUUAUUCUCCACUCUUUGAAUAUGAAAUGCCUUCUGCACCAUUAUGGAAGCAAUGACUUCCUUCCAACAAGAGUGAGUGGGAAGAUAGUGGAAAUGGAGACUGUAACCCAAUCAGAAGCGAUAAGGAGACGAUACCGCUUCUUGAGUCAUUUUUCUUUAACAACUACAUUUCAGAUAUGUGAGAUUGAUAUGAGGGACUCAUUACCUCCUGAAGCAUUUGCUCCGUUUAUGGAUGAAAUCAAGAAGCGUGAGAAGCAGAGGAAAGAACGUGCUAGGAAGGAGCGAAAAGAUAAAAUAAAAGCUGAAGUAGCUGCAGCUGCAGAGCUUGCACCAUUGAUGGCCAGUUUUGGGCAGUUUUAUCAUGACGACGAUCCUUCAUUUUCCUUGGAUGAUUUUGAAGCCCUUGGAAACUCUGCAGCCCCAGUAGUAUCGUCAAGCCCUCCAAACAUUGGAGAGAGAAGUUCCUUCUCACACGUGACAAGGCUCGGUUUUGCAGCUGGCCACGACUCUCCAAACCUAAAUAAUGAACCAACAAACGUUCAAAGCAGCAGCAGCAGUGAAGUCACAAAUGCAACCACAGGUGCAAGAAACACAAACACAACAUCGUUCGCUAGUGUGACAUCAAGAACACCAACGGCACCUGUAGCCAUCAAAGAGCCAGGAAAGAGAGGGAAGAAACAGAGCAGGGUGCUUCUGUCUACAACCAGUGUACGUCGCUAUUGAAAGGUUUGUGUAUGUAUAAGCUUUGCUUCUAAGAAAAAAUGAAUAAAGAAAGAAAGAACCUGUGUGGUGCGCAAGUACAACUCAAAACUUUGGCUUUGUUUUUUGGAAUCCAUGUAACUGAUAAUGAAGGUGUAGCAUAGUUUACACCAUUUAAGACAGAACUAUAAGUUAUGAUUCUGCUGACUCGGAUAACAACAGAAAGCUCCAAAAGGGUUGGAUAAAAUAUCUUGUAUAUUCCAUGAAUA
Eruca vesicaria subsp. sativa (arugula) is the source of this 2597-nucleotide messenger RNA. The record is from the annotation of a GenBank genome assembly. Lineage: Eukaryota; Viridiplantae; Streptophyta; Magnoliopsida; Brassicales; Brassicaceae.